Cyprinodon tularosa is the source of this 1630-nucleotide messenger RNA. It is a transcript of the gene rec114, whose product is annotated as REC114 meiotic recombination protein. Lineage: Eukaryota; Metazoa; Chordata; Actinopteri; Cyprinodontiformes; Cyprinodontidae. Bases 104 to 766 code for a protein of 220 amino acids. The transcript is spliced from 6 exons. The record is from RefSeq and is a predicted model, not a curated record.
UCAAUGUAUCUUUUAUUUUAUAUUGGUCCUUUGAAUUUUAUGUCAUUUAAGCGCCAAAAAGUGUGGGAGAAGACACGCCCCCCAAAGUACUCUCUUCUGAAGAAUGGCACCUAGUCUAACCUCGACUUUAAGACGCUUUGGGUGCUUUGUACCUAAUAAAGGACCAAAAUCAUGGAAGGUUUUUGAGCAAGAACCCAGUGGACCUCCAAUUAUCAUGACCAUGUUUGAAUCUGGUCAUCUGCUGGUGCUGCGAGGGCAAGAGACCUUGGGUACAAUCUCUUUGAAUGAGGGCUCAAAUUCUCUUAAGGUGCAGCACAAAAAUGAUACCCUGAUGUUUCGAUUUACAGUGAAGGGGGAGAACUGCAUGAUGAGGAUGCAGUUUGCUGGGAGCAGCACAGCAGAGGCCCUAAAUCAGUCUUCACGGGCUAUGGAAAAGUUGAUGGAGUAUGUUCCUGUCACCGCUGUGGAAGUUUCUGCUACACAUCCAAAUCAGCCCCCCACUGAGGACCCACCAGCUGCACAGCAGUCACGUCAAGAAGAAACUGGGCAGGGAAAGGCUGGAGCUGCCCAAGGUGCUGUGUCCAUCAGGCGUCUAACCCAGCACUUCAUGGGAGAAGCUCCUCUGGCUCUCCCCAACAUAUAUAGGCACAAUUCAUCUGCAUUAGGUGAUAUGGAGGCCUUCCUGCGUGUGUGUCUGCUGGAUCCCAGCUUCCCUGCGUUUGUAGAGAAGGUGCAGGAGGAACUGGAAAAACUGCUGGAAGACUGAGAAAUAUCUUACCACCAGCUGAUGGCAGGAAGUUAAAGCAAGUUCCAAUGUUUGAUGUUCUAAACUUUUUCUAGUUAGUCCGUGUCGUCAGUUCGAUCCUCUUGACCGUUCUACUUGUGAAAUUAAAAUAUAAUUCCAAAGCUAUCAUUCCAAGUUUAUGUUUUUUAGCACAGAUAAUACAUUUCCCUUUGGGUUUUUCGAAAUUAAAAUAGAAGACAGUUUUUGUUUUAUAUUGUUUUUAUUAAGAAAAAAAAUAUUGGUCACUCAUAUGUUUGAUCGUGGCUAUAUGCUCUGGUCCCUCAGUUCACAUCCCAUAAUCCAGGUCCUUUUCCACCGCAACACACAUGGAUACAUCGUAUUGAAAGAGGAGUCAUGCAGCUACAGCAGUGAAUCUAUGCCAGCUUUCAAGUGAUCCCACAAGAUUAAAGCUUCACUGAGUAAAACAAACUGCCCUCCAUAUAUCUAUUUAAGAAUACAUAUUGCAUAGGAUUAUAGCCAUGCUAUACAGUUAAAGAGAGAAAAAAAAAUAGAAAGUAAAAAUCAAUGAGUUGAAAUUGGGAAUUAUAAAAAAAAUAUCUUUUUUUACAGAUUUCCUAUCAUUUGAACACUCAUACUUCAACAUAUACAAGACACCUAAGUUACUCUGGAAAGAAAAUAGAAAUAAUACAUAUAUCCUUUUUGUUAAGAUAGUUAAACACACAGUAGUCAUUUUCUGUAAGCACUCUCAAUUAAAUUUAAAUACUGCCUGACGUUGAAGCCCUUGCUUCACAAUAAAAGUUCUGUUAAAAGUAGACUUCUUUUCACAAAUCAUAUAAUUUAAUGACAAUGAUAUGCUGUACAAAUCUCAAUAAAAACAUAUAUAUA